CUUUCCUGACCAAUGAGAGGCUUUCAAGACACAAAGUCUCCUGGUUCUGGAGAGACUGACGUUUUUCAUGAUCCAACACCAGAUACUUCACACACAGUGAUUACUGUAGGAAGAAAUAUUCCAAAUUAUGCAACAAAUUUAUUUUUAAAGUUGAAACAAACCUGCUCCAUGUUUUUCUAAGAAUAUUUUGCUGUUUAAACCAGAAUGCAGAACUGAUAUUUCAGGCCAAAUAAAUUUAAUUUGAGUUGUUCUACAUUAAACCCACAGUCAGUUUCUUAAUCUGUGGUAAAUACCAUCUGGGGCCCGAUUGUUAUCCUGACCAUAUGGGUCCAAUUUGAAGUGCUAUUAUUUAUUAUUUAGCAUUUGGUGAAAUAUGCAUUUUCAUAUCAGUCAGGUAAUUAUAAACCCUGUAUUGUUAACUAUUACAUCAUAAAAAGCAGUUUUCUCCUAUUUCUCUCUUUAAUGACACACUUCCACCCCUCCUAGAUGAAUUAGAUGAAUCAGUUCAUUUCUACAGCAGGUAGAGAUAAGAGAGAACCAGCAGGACACUGACCAGCCAAUCAGAUGUUCUCCUGACUGAGAAAGUGGGAUAAUAUCUCAUCUCUGCAGUAGGUUGGGUUUUUAAAGCUCUUCGUAACCUCUUAAAACAUCCUGAUGAAAAAUGAAUCAAACCUACUUUAGACAACUGAGAAUCAACAACCAGACAGUCAAGACAUAAUGUUUGUUUUUUAUUUUUUUAAUUUAGGUGGGUAUACUUUUUUUUAAAAGAAAAAAAGGAAAACUAGAAAGAAAAUGUAUUUAUAAUAAAGCCAGAUGUUGAGUUUCUCUAAUAAAUGAAACCUGGACUCUGAAAACACUGAUAUAAAGGUCUAAUAAAAACACAAGAUAUUUAUUAAGUUUUAUUGUUACAGGAGCAAUGAAGAAAUAUUUUGGUAAACAAAUAUAUGGUUUGAUUUCAAAGGUUAAGUUUUAAUGUGUUAAAACUUUCCUCUGAAAACUGCUGAUAGUUUUUUAUGUUUUCUAAAUAAAAGUGUUUAGAAACACUAAAAUGUUGUACAUAUGUGUAAGUAUGUAGUUGUAAAUAAUUGUCUCAGAGCUGAAUCUACUUCCUGUUUGGUUCUGAUUGGUCCAUUCAGAGAGAAACCAGCCGCUGAGCUGCAGUAGCAUCAAGGUCCAGUUCUCCCGGUGCAGUAGUUCAAUCAGCCACUAGAGGGCGCAGGACGUCUCCAGUUCCUCGUGGUUCUUCUUCCGCUGAUUUUCUGCAGGUUUUCUGCUUUCUUGGGUUGAUAAACAGGAAGUGUGAGGAUGGCAGCUUCACCUUCAUCGUCCUCCUCUUCCUCAGCUGCAGCAUCAGUGAUCCUAGAGGUCCAGUUCAUCUCCUGCUGAUGCUUCCGGUUCUUCUGGGUUUCUGCUGCUCAGCUUCAGAUCUGCUUCACUAACAGCUUCAGCUUUUCUGUCUGGACCAACAGAUGAUUGAUUUGCUGCUGGAAACGGUGAUGGUGCAGCAGAUCCUGCAGGGGGCGCUCUGGGGCCUCAGUGUUCAGGAAGUAGUGGAAUCCAAAAAGUGUUCCUCCCAUCAUUUGGUGAAGCUUCCACGGAGGGUCAGUCCACCCACGGAGAGCGGGGAAAGCACAGCAGGCGAAACGGGCUGCGAGUAAUUCUUGGUUCAUAACAACAGAGCUCAUUGGUUUGAUCUCUACGAUUUCAUCGGACCUCCAUCCCCUGGAAAAGGUCACGGCUCUUCCUGCUAAAGUUGCGAUGGCGGAGCGGGUUCUGGUGGUAGGAGGCGGGGGACGGGAACACGCGCUGGCCUGGAAGCUGGCCCAGUCGCCCCGGGUCCAGCAGGUUCUGGUGGCUCCCGGAAACGCAGGAACCGCCAGCUGCGGCAAGAUCAGCAACUCUGAGGUGUUGGUGAGCAACCACAGCAUCCUGGCUCAGUUCUGUAAGGACCACCACGUCGGUUUGGUCGUAGUCGACCCGAGGCGCCGCUGGCAGCAGGUGGAAUCGAUUCCAGUUUCUUAUUGUGGGAUCAAACCUCAGGAGGUUCUGACCCGUAUCGUCUCUGCAGCCUCUUUCAUCCUGCUUGAUGCUCUUAUUGCAGAUCAGCCUCCAUUUUGAGCUGCAGGAUGGAAA
Xiphophorus hellerii (green swordtail) is the source of this 2133-nucleotide messenger RNA. Its product is annotated as trifunctional purine biosynthetic protein adenosine-3-like. Gene Ontology annotation, biological process: purine nucleobase biosynthetic process. The coding region runs from base 1759 to 2118 and encodes 119 amino acids. NCBI's taxonomy places the organism in Eukaryota, Metazoa, Chordata, Actinopteri, Cyprinodontiformes, Poeciliidae. The record is from RefSeq and is a predicted model, not a curated record. The transcript has 8 exons. Gene Ontology annotation, molecular function: phosphoribosylamine-glycine ligase activity.